GUGUACUGAUAACGCGAGAUAGCUGGCGAUUGAUUUCAAUACGGAUUUUAAUUAGAUUAUAUACAUAUAUAAUAUAAUAUUCUGUGUAUGUGAGAUAUCUACAUAUGAUAAAUAUAAUACAUCGAUGAUAUUCAAGUAUCCGCAUAAAUGACUAUUGAUUUUCUUGUCCAGUCAACCAAGAAGCGUGUUUAUUAUCUGGAGCAAUACUAUGUUUACUUGCAGCUAUGUACAAUGACUUUGAUACAUAAAUGUUUAAAAACGAGAAAACGUGUAUGUAAUUAUCCGCGUAUUAUUGUUUUGCUAACUCUGUUUGUAUGGAUUUAUAUAUUCAAGACAUCGAAACUUGUGUUAAAACCGUGUAAUAUAGAACGGCUUGACCCAUGGGAUCUGUCGCUGACGCAGUAUUUUUCAAGGCUUUCUCCAGUGGUGUGUUCUCACAGGCAGCAGUUGAUUUAUGUAGACAAACUAGGUUUUCUUAGAUUCAACGACUCUUUGGUGAAGGAAUAUAGAAUUGAUACAGCCGUCUUGCAGUGUUCAUAUUAUUCACUGAAAAGAGGACUUGCAGAUACUAACAAUGUGACAUUUGAUGCGAAAAUAAAGAUUACACUCCCAGUGUUCGUGAAAUGUCACAUGUUUCGGAUACAGUGUGUAAAUCCCUCAAAUAUAAUUAUUUACGAUUUUUUACAUUUCAAUGCAGCAUGGAGUGAAAAUGCUAAGAAAGAAGACGACAUUGAGGAUGAAAGCGAAGAUAGGCCCAGUGUCAUAGUGUUUGGAAUCGAUUCUGUUUCAAGGUCUCAUGCGGUAAGGGCCCUCCCUAAAUCAUAUGAAUUUCUUUUGUCAGAAUUUCAAGCGUACGAUUUUUUGGGCCAUAACAGGGUUGGAGAAAACACGUGGCGAAAUUUUAUUCCUCUCUUAGCGGGAAAGAGUCACAGGAAGUACCUGGACUUUCUGCAUAUGAUUUUUCACGUAGAUUCUUUACCUUUUAUCUGGUAUGAGAAAGAGAUGGCCAGAAUCGCAACAUUCUAUGCCGAGGAUAGACCAGAGUUGUCUGCAUUUACUGUAUUUGGGCAGCUGGGUUUCAAGCGCCCGCCAACUGACUAUUACUUCCGUCCAUUCACUCAAGGUGUUCAUACAUUUGUACCCAAAAUUGUCGACCAUGUCACAAAGUCACAUGACUGUUACGGGCCAAAGACAAUGUUCGACAUCCAAGUUGAUUACUUGAAAGGCUUUUUACAACGCUACGAAAAUAAAAGAAAGUUUGCAAUGUCUUGGAGUACGCAGAUUAGUCACUCCAGUUACAGUUUAUUAAGCCGUGCUGAUGAACCUUUCCUUAAAUUCUUAAAGUGGCUGAAAGUAAGUAACCAAACAAAAAAUGCGGUAUUUAUUGUAAUGAGUGACCACGGUCCUAGACUUGGAGGGGCUGCACUGACACAUGUAGGACGGGCGGAGAAUAACAAACCGUGGAUGAUGUUACAUAUACCUAACAGCUUGAAAGCGAAACACAAAUGGAUUGAUGAAGUGAUAUCUCAAAAUUCAAAACAGCUGACCUCACAUUAUGAUACAUAUGAAACCAUAUUGAACAUAUUUCAAAAUAAAGCUUUCACUGGAAGAAGGACAAUACCAGGGCAUAAUUCAUUACUUCGCCGUAACUUGUUUAACCCAAUACCCAGGGAUCGAACAUGUGCUGAUGCCGGUAUCGAAGAGCAGUUCUGCACGUGCGACGAAAAAAUUCAAAUUUCACCGUCAGUUGAAAGAGUUCAGUCAAUUGCAAAGUUUUUAGUUGAGAAAAUAAAUAAAUUGUUGUCGGGCUUUUCUCAUCUGUGCCAUACAUACACUCUUCACAACGUGUCAGAAGUAUUAGUGUCCUACUCAAAACCUGAAGAAGGUCUUGGAAUUUACGAGCAGUUUGUGAAACAUUUUUAUUCAGACAAUUCUGGACGCUAUAAAGUAGUAUUUUACACAGCGCCUGGGUAUGCUUUUUUCGAAGGCACUGUGGAUUUUGUUGACAAAUCUGCAAGUAAAAAACAGAACAGUAUGACUCUGAUAGGUGAGCCAAUCAGGUUGGAUAGAUAUGACAGUAAGUCAAAAUGUAUACAAAAUAAAAUUUCACGGCCAUAUUGUGUUUGUAAAAUUUAAAAUGCAAUGGAAAAUACUGUAAACCUAGAAAUGUUCGCGGAUACAAUAUUUCGCGUUUUUCAAAACAUGAACAUUUUCGCGGAUACAAAUCUUCGCGGAAUCACAUCCAUCGCGAAUCCCGCGAAUAUGAAGUCGCAAGUGAACAUAUUUAGUAUAAUAAGGUAAGUAUCACUGCAUAGUUGCAUUUAUACUAUUCUCGAAAACAUUCAGUUUUAUUGUACCCUUCAAUUAUAAAUGCACCCUACGAUUGUGCCCAUUUGGUUGUAAUGCUGUAGAAUCAGAGAUACAUGUUAUUCUAUGCUGUCCGCUUUAUACUGUUGAACGAAGACUUCUAUUAGAAAAGGUUACUUCUAUAUUUGUAAACUUUGAGAGUCUAAAUGACAAUGAUAAACUGAUUCUGUUAUUCACACAUCCAAAUUUGAUAAGAAUAGUUGCAAAAAUCGGUUAUGAUAUACUUAAAAAAGAAGUAAUACUUUAUAUAAUAUAAAUACAGUUUAAUGCACCUGUAUAGAUAGUCUUUUAUUUAUUUAUAAUUUUUUUUUACUAAAUUGUAUGUAGAUUCUUUUAAAUAAUUACAGUAUUUUAGUGUUAAGUAAGAGAUAUCUGCUAAUCUGUUCUCUACCAAUCUGAUUGGUGGGGAUACUUGAUUCUUUAAGCCAUUUUUUACUAGCGCACAUUUAGUGCACCUGUCUAAUCUGGUUCAGUGUCUUAUAACUCUUUUUUUAAUUAAAUUUUAGGACACAUCUUUGUGUUAUGAUUAGCAGACAUGUCUUGCUUUUUUUUACUGUAAUAUAUGAGAAUUGAUUAAAUUGAUAAAUAUGGUGAUAAAUUGAAGAGUAAUGCCGUGUGGUGGGUGAUGUGGAUUUGGUCGUCUGGUGUCUCUGUAUGGCCAGUUAGGGGACUGCAGUGUUCUCUUAUCAACUACAACAAUUGCGUGUGGUGGAUGGGAGGAUGCUGUGGUUUUGUUCCUGGUGGCUUGGAUCUGCUGGCUAUAUAGCUUGUUGGACCACUUGCAUUGGCUGUCACACGGUGGUGCUCUUUCGAUUAUCAUUAGAAACAUAUAUUGAAUAAUGUGAAAUAUGUGAUAUGCAGAAAUUUUAUAUAUAUAGUCUCUUGUAAUUCAAAUUUGAGUGGCCAUUUACUUGUGUUUUAUUAUGUAUAUGUCAUGUUUUUAUACUGUAAACAUGUAAAUGGAUGAGACUGAAAUAAAUAAACAAUAAACUCUAUAAACCCCUAAUCAUUUUCAUCCAUAUCAACGGUUAUUUACACCUCCGAUUAUUGGCAGUCAGUAAAUUGCUGUUACAUGUGUUAUUACACUGUCAUUUGUUUGCCAUUUGAAUAGGCGAUUAAUCCACACUUAGCAGAAAUAGACACAAUAUUUUAUUUACAAAUAAUAUAUCGUAUUGACUGCCGACUGCAAUUUGCAUGUAUAUGUCGUUCGAUAGAUGCAUAUUGUUUUUGUUUUUAUCCCCUGUUUGCCUUACGGAUCGAUAUUGAAAAUGCUGUUGCUUCAUAAAUAAGUAAAUUGUUGAUCAAUUGAAAUAAUGUGGAUUUGUGCACUCAUGUUAUACAAUUACGGUACUAGAAUAUGAAUUAUAAAUAUCCAGGUAUGUGUAAGCACAGAACCAUUUUAAAGCUGAAGCUAGAAUCUUUCGCGUUUUUGUUAGAACAGAGUUUUUCGCGGCUAUUUAAUUUCACGGAAAUAUACUACCUGCGAAAGGCGCUAAUUUAAAAAGCGCGAAAACAAUUCUAGGUUUACAGUAGUGUUAGAUAUGAGAUUGUUGUCCGACUGCUGUUCCGAGUGUCGGCGGUUCUUGGUUGUCCAAGUCUGGCCGUACAGAUUACUGCAAAAUAUUUGUAAAUAUCCUAGAUAUUUAUUAUCAUAGACUGGUACAACAUAACAUAACUAAAUACAUCAAUGUCAAGAUAUCAUGUGCCAUAAAAAAACUACGUAAAGUAGUAUACAUAAGGGUACCUCUGAUAUUUAGAUUUCAUAGUUCAUUCAAUAGUUUCAACCACAAUCUAACAAUUACUAGGCCAAAAGAUGAAAAAAAAAUCGUUUCGCGUCCUAUGACAUAUGCCUAGUAGAACAUGAUUUUGCUUCAAAUCCGACUGGUCGAUAUUGCGAUACAGAUUUAUGACUGAUGAAAUGUUAAAGAAUUUGACAUGUAGUAUUUGAGCCGUGCCAUGAGAAAACCAACAUAGUGGGUUUGCGACCAGCAUGGAUCCAGACCAGCCUGCGCAUCCGCGCAGUCUGGUCAGGAUCCAUGCUGUUCGCUUUCAAAGACUAUUGUUAUUAGAGAAACCAUUAGCGAACUGCAUGGAUCCUGACCAGACUGCGCGGACGCGCAGGCUGGUCUGGAUCCGUGCUGGUCGCAAACCCACUAUGUUGGUUUUCUCAUGGCAUGGCUCAUUUAUCUUUCGAAGUUAAAUUUAAACACUUAAGUAUAUCAGUAGCUGGCAAAUACCAUUAAGGUUUGGAUGUAGCAUUUGGCAAUUAGCACGUGGCACCAGUCUUCCAUACAUACAUACUUAGCUAUGGAAGGCCGAGCGCCAUGCUAACUGCCAAGUGCUAAAUGGCAAAUUGUUAAUGUAAAUGCUACUUGCCAAAUGCUGAAAGUCAAUUAAUGACAGUCACGUGGUAAUUGUCAAACGAUAAAUGCUAACUUAUACCAAAUGUUUAUUGCUAAGUGUUUAUUUAAAAAAAAAUGCUGAAUAUACCAGUGUAUGAAUCCAUCCUUUAAAUAGUCAUUGGUCUUCGUUACAUAACUUUGUCUCUAUUAAAAAACUUUUUCAAAACAUUUUAAGAGUAAACAGUGUCGGUCCUAUGUUCAUACACGGUAUAUGGCCGGCAGAACAUGUUAUUGUUUCAAGUCAAACUUGUGGAAACUAUAUGUCUUAUAUAAUUGAAGGUUACAUUCCUGAGGUUAAGAAAUAGGAAUCAUUAAUUCAUAAAGUUAAAGAAUUUGACGAUUAGCAUUUAUCAUUUAGCAAUAAGCAUUAUCUAUUUGACAUUAAGCGUUUGGCAUUUGGCAUAAAACAUUUGGUAUAUAGCAUUAAGUAACUGGCAUUUAGCAUUAGAUAAUUGGCAUUAAGCAUUAAAUAAUCGGCAUUUAGCAUUAAAUAUUUGGCAUUUAACAGUUAGCAUAGCGCAUCGACCUUCCAUACUUAUCAACGCAUACUACUUUUUUAUAAUUUAAGUCUUCAAUUUUGAAGUUUACAUUUUACAAUUCGCAUUUGGCAUACUGCAGUUUUAACAAAGAGAGCUACCGGUACAGUUUUUCACUGUCGCUCAUAUAGAAUAUAUAAGGAUAAAAAAUAGAAUUGCGACUUUGUCCAAGUUUAAGGGUUUAUUUCUACAUUUAAUAAUAAAAUGCCAAUAUUUUAUAACCUUUAUUCUGUAUCUACAUUUUCCGAUCUUUUAGACAAUGCUAUUUUGAAAAAGAUAUUUUGUUAGGAAAUUGCUUCCAACUUUUUGUCAAAUUGCUGAAUUCAUUUCCUCAGUUUUUCGGACUUAGAAAAUCAGCGGCCAUUUUGGUGAAUUGAAACCGUAGUGAUUAUUUAUAGCUUGAAGAUGUUAUUGUAAUACGUUUAUUUGAAAUACAGUUUUAAUUUUAGAUAUAUUUAUAUUUGCUUGUAUGGGAAAUUGUCCUACAAUAGUUUUAAAUAUGCCAUAAAAUCACUAAAAUUCUUGUAUUCUCACACAAUAACAGCACAAUUGUUGUUAAAGAAAUUGAGUUUCUUGCACAUGUAUUUCAUUAUUAUCAUUAUUAAUUUCUAAAUCGAAGAAGUAUGUAACACAUUUUAAUCAAUUUGAAAAAAAAUCAAAUAAAGGUUUUAAAUGAUUUAUUGUUAUUUUGUCGCGGGUCUUUUAAGGUUUGUCUGUAUGCUUUGAUCAGUGAAUUAAAAAAGAAACAAAAAUCAAAUGUUAUUAAACUAUGCUUUUCCUCUGUUUUAAUGAUCACAAUAAAUAUCACGAUCACAUUUUGGCCAACGUUUGUUCAACUAGUGAUUUUGAAUGAAAUGCAUUUUAAAUGUGAAAUAUUUUAUACGCACACUGAUUUCCCUGGUUAGAUUAAUCAAAGCCUUGAAAUGUCUGAUGGUUGCGGGUUUUUGGUAGAUUUAUUUUCUGUUUAAAUGCCAGUCUAUGAAUAUACAUGAAUGAGAAACAAAUACAAAUUUAAUGUGCCUCAUAUCUAAGAUGAACUCUGCCUGACCCAGCUUGUGAUGUAACCAUGGGCUGGAAUACCGUAUCAUUGAUAGAUCUUAUAUAAUCUAAAUUAUGCGAGUGGAUACAGGUUGAAUAAGAACUGCAUGUUCAUUGAUAAUUCAUCCGCAUUGUUCAUGAAUGGGACUAUUUUGUGUAGCACAUGAACAUCCUUUGAAUGUGAUUCGGAAUAAAAUAAAGAUGCUAUGAUUGUCAGAAAUACACUUUAACUUUGGUAGCGAGAUAAACCCGCAACCAAAAAUCUUCAUAAACUAAGCUCUCCUUCCGUUUGACCGAUCUAAGGGAAAUAACUGUGACAAGCAUAAAGUGUCAGUUUUGAAACUGAAUGUAUUAAAAAGACAAUACACUUUUACACAUUUUACUGCUGUUAAUUGUAUUUUCCUCAUUGCUUUUAUUUCACGAUAUCCGUUAUAAAUGCAGCAUAAUUUGAAUUGUUGAGAAUUCGUGACAAAAUUGAUAUGCAAUUCAAUAUGCUUGCAUGUUUAAAUUCGCGAGCGGCACACACUCGCGAAUACUAGUAAAAUAUAAUGAGUGCAAGUUUUGGGAAAUCUGCAAUAUAAUAGGGUUAUUAUAAUUGCAGCUCGGUCUGGGAUGGUGUAUUCGGCUCGAGUGGAUUUUGCCAGAUUGGAUCUCACGAGGCGCGAAAGCGCCGAAUGUGAUCCGACCUUGCAAAAUCCACGAGAGCCGAAUACAGAAUCCCAGAUAUAGAUAACGACCCUUUUACUAUAUACAUUCAACCUUAUUUUGUUAUCGAAUGAAAUCUUCGAAAUCUUCGAAGUUUAAACAGAACUGAGUGAAGUUUUUAUGUUCGCUAUUUAUAGAACUGUUUCAGGUCAUGCAUAUUAAAUGAAAGUAGUCCGGCAACAUACAAUACAAAAGGUACAAUACGGAAUUGUUUUCUGCCUGUUCAUGUUUACUUGUGAAAUACAAGCCGUAUUUUUGACAGAAUUUAUAUAGGUAUAAAAUAAAAGGAAGUCUCAUAUAAAAAGUGAUCAGCACCACCUAUGUAUUUCAAGGCAAACAAGCUUUAUAUUCAAGAUAUUGAGCCGAUACGGUUUUUGUACUGACAGGCACUGUGAGCUGUACCUUUGACCUUCAAAUUUCAAAUUCAGCAGGGAUCAUCCGCUGGGCAAUGUACACAUUAAGUUUGAGGAUCAUAGGUCAAAGCAUUUUAAAAUUAUUGCGCGGAAACGAAGUUGCUAGCACACAGACGGACGACUGGGUUAUCAUAUAAUAUGUCCCUCUAGGCGUAUGAUAAAUUGAUUAUUCAGAAGCGCCAGUAAGAGUAAGCGAAUAAAUGUCAAUAUAAUGGCGGUUAAAACUAGCAGCUGCCCUUAAAAAAAAGAUGCAUGUCCCCUCAAAAGUUGUCAUUCAAAUGGAACGAUGAACUGAUAAAAUGUCUUUGUGUUAAACGAGUCCACACGAAAUAAUGCAUGAAGUCAAGUCGCGUCAAUAGUUCAUUUUAAUUUUAGUCAAUUUUUUCAAGCAUAAUAUAACAUUCUAUAAUACAAUCGAUUGCUUCUAGAUGAAACGAAGGAGAAGUGCAAAUCUACAGACCAUUUGAGCCGCACCAUGAGAAAACCAACAUAGUGCUUUUGCGGCCAGCAUGUAUCCAGACCAGCCUGCGCAUCCGCGCAGUCUGGUCAGGAUCCAUGCUGUUCGCUUUCAAAAGCCUAUUGCAAUUAGCGAAACCGGAUGCGCAGGCUGGUCUGGAUCCAUGCUGGUCGCAAAAGCACUAUGUUGGUUUUCUCAUGACGCGGUUCAUAUAGAUGUAUCAAAUAAGUCAGAUUAAAUAUCUUCAUGCAUCAAUAAAAUUCCAAAUUUUAUAACAAUUAUUGAAAUACUUUUUUUUCUUAAAUACGGAACUGAAAGGGCUCGUUGAUAUUUUUAUACCUUCUGAUUGACUGGACUAUUAGUUGAAAAAUUUAAAUUAAGCAAGCAACCUGAUAACUCUUUGAU
This is a messenger RNA of Mercenaria mercenaria, 8323 nucleotides long. RefSeq lists its product as uncharacterized. Bases 148 to 2136 code for a protein of 662 amino acids. The transcript has a single exon. The record is from RefSeq and is a predicted model, not a curated record. NCBI's taxonomy places the organism in Eukaryota, Metazoa, Mollusca, Bivalvia, Venerida, Veneridae.